AUGGCUACCACCAGGAGUGUUCAACGCUUGCAACAGACGCUUUCGCACGUCCUGCCCGCAACGGCACCGCUGCAGUGGUCCAUUGUCGCGGGUCCGACGCACCCGCAGCUGUUGGACAUUACUCUAGGGGAGUUGCUGACCCUGCAGGCUCUACAGUACGGCGACUAUGAGUGCCUGGUAUUUCCCUGGACUGGGGCACGGUGGACGUACGCCGAUCUAAGGGACGAGGCCGACCGACUCGCUCGGGGAAUGCUAGCCAUGGGCAUUCAGAAGGGCGAUCGUGUCGGCGUCAUGGCAGGCAAUUGUGAACAGUACAUAUCUGUCUUCUUUGCGGCUGCCCGCGUGGGUGCCAUUCUGGUGGUGCUCAACAACACCUAUACCCCCUCCGAGCUGUACUAUGCUCUGAAUCACAGCGAAUGCCGACUGCUCUUCAUGACCCCGCGCAUCGGACGCCAUAGCCUCGAAGAGGUCCUGGCCGAGCUGGGUCCCCGGCCCAAGCAAAACGGAACCUCCGAGUCGCUCGAGGAGAUCGUCAUUGUGCGCGGCGACCACGGCCACUUUUCCACCUACGCCGACGUGAUCAGUCGUGGUCUUUCGCAGGCCGCCCAUGUACUUCAGGAUCGCGAGGCCGAAUUGCGCCCGGGUGAUGUAUGUAACCUGCAGUUCACCAGCGGCUCGACGGGUAACCCCAAGGCGGCGAUGUUGACGCACCAUAACCUCGUCAACAAUUCGCGCUUCAUCGGCGACCGCAUGAACCUGACCUCCUUCGACGUUCUCUGCUGCCCGCCGCCACUCUUCCACUGUUUCGGGCUGGUCUUGGGCAUGUUGGCCGUCGUCACCCACGGCUCCAAGAUUGUCUUUCCCAGUGAGACCUUCGACCCCAAGGCCGUGCUGCACGCCAUUUCCGAUGAAAAAUGUACCGCCCUCCACGGUGUGCCCACGAUGUUCGAGGCCAUUCUCAGUAUUCCCAAGCCGUCCAAUUUCGAUACCUCUAACCUGCGCACCGGCAUCAUUGCGGGCGCGCCCGUCCCCCGACCACUUAUGAAGCGCCUCCUGGAGGAGUUGAAUAUGACCGAAUAUACGAGUAGCUACGGCCUUACCGAAGCCUCCCCCACCUGCUUCAAUGCCUUCGCCACCGAUAGCAUCCACACACGUUUGACCACCGUGGGUAAGGUAUUGCCUCACGCUCGCGCCAAAAUUGUCGAUGCCAAGGGCAACAUCGUGCCGGUGGGCCAGCGGGGCGAGCUCUGCAUCGCCGGAUACCAACUCACCAUGGGCUACUGGAACAACCCGGAGAAGACCGCCGAGGCGCUCGUCACCGAUGCCAACGGCGUCACCUGGCUCAGGACCGGUGACGAGGCCUCCUUCAAUGAGAACGGCUACUGCAGCAUCACCGGUCGCUUCAAGGAUAUUAUCAUUCGGGGCGGCGAAAACAUUUACCCCCUCGAGAUCGAAGAGCGCCUGACGGCACACCCACACAUCGAUCUGGCCUCCGUCAUCGGUAUUCCCGACCAUAAAUACGGCGAAGUGGUCGGCGCCUUCGUCCAGAUCACCCCUGGCCACACCCGCCCCACGGAUGACGACCUUCGAGCUUGGACGCGAGAAACCCUCGGUCGGCACAAGGCACCGCAGCACGUGUUUGUGUUUGGUGAGGAGGGAGUCCCCAGCACGGUCCCCGUCACGGGCAGCGGAAAGGUUCGGAAGGUGGAGCUACGACAGAUAGCGACCACGGCGCUGGCUCAGCGAAGCCAGUAG
Penicillium cinerascens is the source of this 1755-nucleotide messenger RNA. RefSeq names its product putative long-chain-fatty-acid-CoA ligase (gene sidI). NCBI's taxonomy places the organism in Eukaryota, Fungi, Ascomycota, Eurotiomycetes, Eurotiales, Aspergillaceae. The record is from RefSeq and is a predicted model, not a curated record. Bases 1 to 1755 code for a protein of 584 amino acids. The transcript has 5 exons. Gene Ontology annotation, biological process: fatty acid metabolic process. Gene Ontology annotation, molecular function: medium-chain fatty acid-CoA ligase activity.